Messenger RNA from Solanum dulcamara, 634 nucleotides. RefSeq names its product probable small nuclear ribonucleoprotein G. The record is from RefSeq and is a predicted model, not a curated record. Bases 121 to 363 code for a protein of 80 amino acids. Gene Ontology annotation, molecular function: RNA binding. Gene Ontology annotation, biological process: mRNA splicing, via spliceosome; spliceosomal snRNP assembly. Gene Ontology annotation, cellular component: spliceosomal tri-snRNP complex; precatalytic spliceosome; P granule. The transcript is spliced from 4 exons. NCBI's taxonomy places the organism in Eukaryota, Viridiplantae, Streptophyta, Magnoliopsida, Solanales, Solanaceae.
AUUAUAAAAAGCGGACUGAAGCUAACAUUUGGACUCCCGACUGCGCAGCAAAAAAGAGAAGACAAUUUUUCUUCCAUUCUCUAUCUCCUCCGGCAGCGAGCAAAGAGAAGAGCUGAAAAGAUGAGCAGGUCGGGUCAACCUCCGGAUCUGAAAAAGUAUAUGGACAAGCAACUUCAAAUCAAGUUGAAUGCCAACCGCUUAGUCACUGGAACUCUUCGUGGGUUUGAUCAGUUCAUGAAUCUGGUCAUUGACAACACUGUGGAAGUUAAUGGCAAUGAGAAGAAUGAAAUUGGCAUGGUGGUGAUUCGCGGUAAUAGCGUGGUGACAAUUGAAGCGUUGGAGCCAGUCGCUAGGCCACAGUAGCUCUAACGGAUCUUUGUUUAUGCUCCAGAUGCUGCUGCCGUUCGUUUAAAGGAAACCUUAGGGAACAUAAGUUUGUACUACUAGGAUUCAGUAUUUGACUAGAUAACAGUUAACAUGACAAUGGAUUUCUGUAAGUUUGAUCAUCAAUUCUCUCUAUUCAAUUAGUGCACUAUGUGCUGAAUGCAGUAAAGGGAAGACAAAUGACAAUUAUUUGCUUGUUCAGCAUUCCUUUUAAAAAGUGCAAUAUAUUUGUUGUUUUGUUCAUGUCAAA